CUUCACAUUGAGCUCCGAAAGUGGGCCACUGUUGGAGUGGUGGCGCCCAUCGACGCCAAUACGUUGGCCAAAGUGGCGGUCGGGAUGUGUGACAAUCUGUUGACGUGUGUGUUGAGGGCCUGGGAUGCAGACAAACCGUUGCUCUUCUGUCCGGCCAUGAAUGUGAACAUGUGGUCGCAUCCAAUCACUGAACGCAAUCUGCAGGCAUUGCACUCGUUUGGCUACAAACAGGUCGGACCUAUUGCUAAACGACUGGCCUGUGGCGACACUGGUAUGGGAGCUAUGGCUGAAGUGACCGCUAUUGUCAAAGAAGUGAAAAAUAUUCUCAAUUUAUGA
Messenger RNA from Medioppia subpectinata, 336 nucleotides. The record is from the annotation of a GenBank genome assembly. NCBI's taxonomy places the organism in Eukaryota, Metazoa, Arthropoda, Arachnida, Sarcoptiformes, Oppiidae.